AUGGUCUCCAGUGGGAGUAAAGACUCGAGCUCCUCUACGGCUGCCAAGGACGGAGGCGGAAGCGGCGGUAAGAUAAAGGGAGUUCCGACUCACGGCGGCCGUUACGUGCAGUAUAAUGUCCAUGGGAACUUGUUUGAAGUUUCCAGUAAGUACGUUCCUCCCAUUCGGCCCAUCGGCCGUGGCGCUUAUGGCAUUGUCUGUGCCGCGGUGAACUCCGAGACACAAGAGGAGGUUGCAAUAAAAAAGAUUGGGAAUGCAUUUGACAACAGAAUCGAUGCAAAAAGGACGUUGAGAGAGAUUAAGCUUCUACGCCAUAUGGACCAUGAUAAUGUAAUUGCUAUCAGGGACAUUAUCCGACCACCGAAGAAGGAAGCAUUCAAUGAUGUCUACAUCGUUUAUGAAUUGAUGGAUACUGACCUCCAUCAGAUUAUUCGUUCUGGACAAGCAUUGACUGAUGAUCACUGCCAGUACUUCUUGUAUCAACUGCUGCGAGGUUUGAGAUAUGUGCAUUCAGCCAAUGUCCUGCAUCGAGAUCUUAAGCCCAGCAAUUUGCUCCUGAAUGCAAAUUGUGACCUUAAAAUUGGAGAUUUUGGGCUGGCAAGAACAACUUCAGAGACAGAUUUUAUGACCGAGUAUGUCGUCACUCGUUGGUAUCGAGCACCAGAAUUGCUUCUUAAUUGUUCAGAGUACACUGCUGCAAUAGAUAUUUGGUCUGUUGGUUGCAUCCUUGGUGAAAUUAUGACACAGGAGCCCCUAUUUCCUGGAAAGGAUUAUGUUCAUCAACUGAGGCUUAUCACAGAGCUAAUAGGUUCGCCAGAUGAUGCUAGCCUUGGUUUCCUUAGAAGUGACAAUGCAAGAAGAUAUGUUAGACAGCUUCCACAGUUCAGAAAACAGAACUUCUCCAUGAGGUUUCCCACUAUGUCUUCUGGUGCCGUCGAUCUGCUAGAAAAGAUGCUUGUAUUUGAUCCCAACAAACGCAUUACAGUUGAUGAUGCACUUUGCCACCCGUACUUGUCACCCCUCCAUGAUAUCAACGAUGAACCAAUCUGCACUGCACCAUUCCACUUCGAUUUUGAGCACCCUUCAUGCACCGAAGAACAUAUUAAGGAGCUCAUAUGGAGGGAGUCAGUGAAGUUCAAUCCAGAUACCCAACACUAG
Messenger RNA from Linum trigynum, 1158 nucleotides. The record is from the annotation of a GenBank genome assembly. NCBI's taxonomy places the organism in Eukaryota, Viridiplantae, Streptophyta, Magnoliopsida, Malpighiales, Linaceae.